Molecule: messenger RNA, 477 nt
Organism: Populus euphratica (Euphrates poplar)
Lineage: Eukaryota; Viridiplantae; Streptophyta; Magnoliopsida; Malpighiales; Salicaceae
Product: photosystem I reaction center subunit XI, chloroplastic
Exons: 1
Coding region: 16-444 (142 amino acids)
Biological process (GO): photosynthesis
Cellular component (GO): photosystem I reaction center; chloroplast thylakoid membrane; photosystem I
Source: RefSeq, a predicted model, not a curated record
AGCCUUAGACUCCCCAUGACAUCAAGCCCACUAAUUGCAUGGCACUUGUCAAAUCUGCCCGCCUACAGGACAGCAGUCAGCCCACUUCUCCGAGGAAUCGAGGUUGGACUGGCCCAUGGCUUCCUCCUGGUAGGACCAUUUGUCAAGGCUGGUCCACUGAGGAACACAGAGUAUGCAGGUGCAGCUGGAUCUUUGGCUGCAGGUGGUCUAGUUGUGAUACUAAGCAUUUGCUUGACCAUGUAUGGAGUCGCAUCCUUCACUGAAGGAGAGCCAUUCACUGCCCCGGGUCUAACCUUGACCGGAAGGAAGAAGGAGCCUGACCAGUUGCAAACUUCGGAUGGAUGGGCCAAGUUCAGUGGAGGAUUCUUUUUUGGUGGAAUUUCUGGUGUCAUCUGGGCAUAUUUCCUUCUCUAUGUCAUUAACCUUCCUUACUACGUUAAGUAGAGAAAAAUCGACCUUUUGCUCUGUUUGUUGUUA